Messenger RNA from Diaporthe amygdali, 501 nucleotides. RefSeq lists its product as uncharacterized. The record is from RefSeq and is a predicted model, not a curated record. The transcript is spliced from 3 exons. Lineage: Eukaryota; Fungi; Ascomycota; Sordariomycetes; Diaporthales; Diaporthaceae. The coding region runs from base 1 to 501 and encodes 166 amino acids.
AUGAGCGUCGUGACCGUCCUACGCGGCUUUAAGGUCCCGCUCCCGGUACUCGACGCCUUCCUACUCGCCAACAAUAUCAACGAGUCCGAGGUUCUCUGUUCGGGCUUUCCACCCUUCUACGACGAGGAUACUGACCAGGUCACCACCCUCCUGCGUAAUAAGGUCGGCAGCGGAGACGUCAAGACACGCGUUUUCGUCCCGGCACGAAUGAGCUACAAGAGGGCGGCCAGCGGCUACAUUGCCUACGACUGGACAGUUGUCUUUGCACAGCGCAGAUUUGAUGCUGGGGACCUCGCAGAGCACCCGCCCGUGGGCUUUGAGGAGCUGAGGAAGGAAGUGCUGUCGUACGCCACCGCCGGCGACGGGGCUGAGUCUCUUGCCGACGAUUCGCGAUACCAGAAUGCCCUCUAUAUCGUCAUCACUGACGAGCGGACAUAUAUCCCGCCUGAAAUGCUGCAGCGGGAUGAAGCUGAUAUAUUUACGCUACCGGAGAAUCUGUAA